Messenger RNA from Lactuca sativa (garden lettuce), 1597 nucleotides. Lineage: Eukaryota; Viridiplantae; Streptophyta; Magnoliopsida; Asterales; Asteraceae. The record is from RefSeq and is a predicted model, not a curated record.
UGCACAUGCUUUUCUAAAAAAAUUGCAGAAAAUUUGCGGAAAACAGAAUUAAAAAAUAAAAAGAAAAAGAAAAAUGAAAAAAAUAGACUGAUGGGCAGCUAUUUAUAACAUUCAAGAGACCUGGUGACCUCUGUAAGUGUAAGUAUUACUUUUGCUUACACAAAAGGAAACCAAAAUUUUCCCAAUCUCUUCUGUAAGGACGAAAAGGGUAUAGAAGGGGGAGGAAAAGAAUGAAGGGUAGAUCGUCUUCAAAGCAAGGGAGGAUUAACAGAGUAGGGGUAUCAAUGGAAAAAGACAAAGUUGAUAAGGUUAAAGAGGAGCCUCAUCUCUCUGGUGCUUACAUACGUAGCCUAGUCAAACACUUGACCUCUACAAGGCCCAAAGAUCCCUUCGAUGGCGGAAUCGUAAAUAUGAAUGGCGAAUCCUUCGGUGAUCAUCUCAAUAUGAAACAAGAAUCACCACCACCACAACCACCACCUCCACCACCACAAAUCAAGAAACAAGUUAGGAGGAGGCAACACACCACAAGACCUUAUCAAGAACGCCUUCUAAAUAUGGCUGAAGCCAGGAGAGAAAUUGUCACUGCCCUUAAGUUUCAUAGAGCUUCCAUGAAACAACAAGAAGCCGCCACCGCCACCACCACCGCCACCGCCACCGCCACUGCCACUACCGUCGCCGCCUCCGUUCCUCAUUACUGGGCUAUACCUACAAUUGCUCCUCCUCCUCUGCCGCCACUAUAUCAAGAAAAUCUAAAUUUCCCACUUCCUAAUCAAACAUUAGGAUUAAAUCUCAAUUUUCAAGAUUUUAAAAACUUAGACGCAAACCUUUACCAGCAUCCAUUAUCAAUAUAUCCCUCUUCAUCGUCAUUAUCAUCAUCAUCAUCAUCAUCAUCAUCAUCUUCUUCUUCUUCUUCUUCUUCUUCAUCUUCAUCUUCAUCUACUUCCUCAUCUGCCGCCAUUUCCGCCGGUGAAACAGCAGCUGGCAUGCCGGAGGAGGUGGUAGCUGGCGGCCUACAUCAUGCCAUGGAUGAUGAGGAACUCGAGGAGAUUAAGUCGUUAGGAGAGCAACACCAAAUGGAAUGGAAUGAUACUGUGAAUUUGAUGAUGUCAGCACGAUGGUUCAAGUUCUUGAAAACCAUGGAAAUUGGACAAGAGGAAACAAAAGUUGAUACCCAAAAAGAUGAUUUUCAUGGGUUUAAUCCGUUUGAUCAAAUUAUCGAAUUCCCACCGUGGUUGAUAAAUGCAAAUGAGCAACACUUCCAUGAUCAUUUUUCUGAUGAUUACUUGCAAGAUCCUGCUUUAUCUUGGGUAUAAAAAGGUUUUUUUGGUUAUUUAUGUAUGCAGCAUGGACAUUGGUGAAAUUGACGGAAUGGAUGAAGGGGAAUGGCUAACCUAAAACAAGAUUGAUUUUUUUUUUCAAGUAAUCAAUUUGUGGAUGUAUUUUUGUAACAUUUUUAAGCUUCUUGUUCUAUUUCAUGCAACGUUUUCCUCUCUUUGUCGUGUAAUAAGUCUGCAGAAUGUCAUAUGGAGAAAAAUCAUAAAGACACAUUAUUAUACGUGUUAGUUUUGAUCUAUUUACUAUGAAACAGUUAAUUUAA